UAUCGCGCCAUCCUCGGUGCUUGAGGGAGGGCGAGAGAGAGGGAGCGGGAGAGGAGGAUAGACCAGGAACGGCGACCGGACGAUUGCUUGCCUAGGACCGGUCGCUGCAGCUGCAUCGAUUGGCAUUCUUCUUCUUCUUCUUCUUCUUCUUCUUCUUCUUCUUCUUCGGUGCUUUCGGAGUUCGACACGUAGUACGGGAACGUUGCUGGGCAGUUUGUAUGUGUGGCUGAACACUUUUGCGGCUUUUGGUCGUCUCUGAGGAGCUGCUGCUGCGGGGUUUGGCAACGUGAAGGCCAUUGGCUUUCCUUUUUAGAUGCACGAGAGACGCCGGCGGUUGGAAUCAAGUCAAGAAGCAUUUGAGCGGAUCGCUGUGUUGUCGAGAAGGGGAUUGCUGGGCACAACAGGCAAGGAAAAGGGGGGCAGGCGAGAGUAUCGACAGAGCCCCGCCCACCAUGGGUUUCGUAGGCAAGCAUGGGCAGCAGACGCUUCGAAGGUACAAGUAUAGUGGAAUUGACAGGUCGAUAAUGUCCAAGUAUAUUUUUCAACCUUAUUGGGCUGCUGUUGUUAAGUUAUUUCCCAUCUGGAUGCCCCCUAAUUUGAUCACCCUUACGGGAUUUUUCUUUGUCGUUGGGUCCACCUUGUUAAGUUACCUAUAUGCUCCUCAUUUGGACACCGAGGGCCCGCGGUACGUGUACCUGUUUCAGGCCAUCCUUUUGUUUCUGUACCAGACGUUCGACGCUGUCGAUGGCAAACAAGCAAGACGCACUAACUCCUCCAGUCCCCUGGGGGAGCUGUUUGACCAUGGCUGCGAUGCCUUGGCUUGCUCUUUUGAAGGCCUGGCCUUCGGCGCAGCUCUGAUGAUUGGCCGAAACAUCAUUUGGCUGUGGGCUGUUGCCGCCAUACCCUUCUAUUUUGCCACUUGGGAGACGUUCCAUACGGGUACCCUCGCUCUCGCCGAGAUAAAUGGGCCCACCGAGGGGUUGUUUCUCACCUAUUCGGCACAUUUCCUUACCUUCCUUGUCGGGCCCACGUGGUGGACUCUUGAUUACAAGGAGGCUCUGCAUCUGCCGGAUAGUCUCAAAUUUCUCCCUGGGGUGCAAUUGAACAACCUGAUGGUUGUUGUCAUGAUGAUGUUUGCCGUUGCGCCCACAGUGUUCUCUAACAUUUCGAAUGUACGGAGAGCUGUGCAGUACUCGAAGGGAGGCGGCGGGAUGCACCAGGCCGUCUUGUUGCUCCUCCCUUUCACCGCGCUGUGCACGAUGGUCUGUGCUUGGGCAUGGGUGUCGCCGUACGAUGUGCUCGGGAACCAGCCGUACCUCCUCAUUCUCGGUGCAGGUUUCUCGUUCGGUUUCCUCGUGGGCCGGGUCAUCCUUUCCCACCUCACCGAUGAGCCCCGGGGCUUGAAAACCAGCAUGUGCAAGGCGCUUCUUCCGCUGCCGAUCGCUCUUGCGAAUGCCCUCUCCGCCCGGCUGCUGGAUGGGACUCCAUUCUUUGAUGAGUUCUGGGUGCUCGUGGGGUUUGUCGCUUACACCUUUGCCCUUUAUAUGUAUUUCGCAAUGCGGGUCAUUUCGGAGAUAACCUCGACGCUGGGGAUCAAGUGCUUCAGCACAAAGAAGGAUCUUCACCGACAAGCAUGACGAUGCAAGCAAGGGUUGGGAGAUGCUCAGUGGUUGUGCUGGACGGACUCCUUGUUGGGUGAAAUUUGGUGGUCCCAUCUAUCUUCUUUUUGCGGGCCUUCCGGAGGAGAAGGCCAAAGGAGGGAAAGGCCAACAGCGCUCCCUACUAGAUGCUAGGGACAGAGAGAGAACCCCCCCCCCCCCCCCCCCCCCCCCCCCCCCCCCCCCCCCCCCCCCCCCCCCCCCCCUCCCCCCCCCUCCUCCCCCCCCCCCCCCCCCCCCCCCCCCCCCUCCCUCACACAUUCAAGUCUUGGGACCUGUGCUGCUUUGUGCCUGGUUAUCCCCCUCUCUUCCCUUGGCCGCAGUUUCUUAGCAGGAAACAGGAGACUGAUCAAACCGAGGGAGAGGAGAAGGCCACUGUGACUUCUCUUCUAAUCUGCGUAGAGAAUGCUUGCCAGUCGACCACAGCUUGUAUUGAUAUGCUCACAUUGCAUUGCUUAAUUACUUGUUGUCAUUGUCAAAUGCUGGGGAGUUGUGGGAGCAGCAUUCUGCAAUUCCCACAGCCUGAUUAUUGUUGCCUCAUUCAUCACACCAAUCAACGACUCAACAACUCAACGACUCAACAACUCAACGACUCAACAACUCAACGACUCAACGACUCGACGACUCGACGACUCAACAACUCGACGACUCAACGACUCAACGACUCGACGACUCAAGGACUCAAGGACUCAAGGACUCAACGGGUCAACAAGUCAACAAGUCAACAAGUCAACAAGUCAACAAGUCAACGAGUCAACAAGUCAACAAGUCAACGGGUCAACAAGUCAACGAGUUAAGUCACCCCUUUGCCGGAAGUGCGGUCAUGUAGGUGAGUGGUGAUAUGGCAGUUGCUCCCUUUGCUUCCCUGGUGCAAACUGGAUCCAACUGCAGCUGGACAUGGGUGAGUUGAUUACUAGAUUGUGAUUAUGUCCAGGUCUUCUUGGGCUCGAGUGCCUGCAUCGUUGUCAGUCCCACUCAGGCUCGUGAGCUCCAAUGU
This is a messenger RNA of Chara braunii, 2655 nucleotides long. The record is from the annotation of a GenBank genome assembly. NCBI's taxonomy places the organism in Eukaryota, Viridiplantae, Streptophyta, Charophyceae, Charales, Characeae.